GGCGGGGCUUGACGAAAUACGGGUGGGGGAAAAGAACCAACGCUGUCUCUAAUACGCUUUCACCCAGCUGUAAGUUUCAGAGGAUGUAUAAUCUCCGAAUUUAAGCAGAGUGAUGAAGAGUGAAGAAGAAGACGGGAUGGGGACCGUGACAGUGGAGGAGCUGCAGCACUGGGUGCGGGAGCAGGUGGAGAAGAAUGAGCAGCUGGUGCAGAGGCAGGCGCAGUUGGCGCAAGUGGAAGUAUGGGUGAAGCAGAAAGAGAGGGAGGCAGCAAACACCCAGCUGCUUUACGAUAAUGCCUACAAAUCGGUCCUUGAGUGCGAGUCUGUGAUUAAGGGUUUGUAUGAAAUGCUGGGACUGGAGUAUCAAGACACUGACUCGGAGGAAGAAGGAGGAGCCAAACCGAUAGAAAACGUCAUUCAACUCACAGAUGAUUUUGACUGCGGAGAUGAUGAGCCUGGUGAGCGGGAUGAUGACUAUGUUGUCUUCGAUUUGGGGGGUGCUGUUCCUGAAACAGCAGUGAAGGAGGAACUAAAGGAAGUUGGCUUGUCAGCAGGUAUAGAGUCUUUGGAAUUUUCUGGACAGACAUUGGCUGAGAAGGUGAAAAACACUAAAGCUGUUGACUCUCCAUCUGAAGAUAAACCACCAUCACCAUCAAUGACCAGGAAAAACAGAUCUUCAGACAACCCCUUACCAUCCGUAAAGACUUCAGGAAGCCCUGUUCCCAUUACUCCUCCAUUGACCUGUGAUUUUCUGACUCCGUCAUCAAUGCCUCAAAAAGAAAGUUCUUCUCCUGUUUCAUCAGGCCCAUUUAUACCCAUGAAUGAGACUGUUGAAACUCCUCCAUUGACCAUCAUUCCAAAUGUAUCUUCCAUAUCCACGAACAAUACUGACAGACUUGAAACGCCCAGUGAAACAUCUGCUUCUCCGAAACAGAAUGUUGAAACUCCGGCGCGACUUGUAGCAUCUACCCCAACACCUACACUCUCGGUGAAAUCUGUAGUUGCAUCCAAUUCUUCAAAAAUAGACUCAGUCAGCCAAAAAACUGCCUCUAAGAGCAAAAGCUCCAAAGCAACUGCAACCUCAGAUACCGCCAGUAAAACCGCAGCCAACGAAAAAGUCAAACAGGCCAGUCGCAAACCCAGGAGCAAACCUUCAAGCACCAGCACGCCAUCCAACACCAUAGUUAAAGCUGCACCCACAGAAAAAGCUAAGGUUAUCGACCCUAAACAAGGCGAUAAAGCUGAUAAAUCACCUACCUCCAGUCCUCAGUCUGGUACCACAGAUGCCACAGCUUCAGACAAGGCUGCCAAAAAACCUUCUAACAACCCACCUGAUUCUAGAGAAGUCGUCCAGACGGCACCAGUCACUCCGGUCACGCCGGUCAUACCUGCGACACCUGCUCGUGUUCAGCAAGAGGUGGAGCUGAAGGUCAACAUGAGUGUUCUUGGAAGGCGGAGGACUAAAACAUGGCACCAAGGCACAAUUUUAGACAUCAAAACAACUGAAUUUACUCCGAGGUAUAAGGUCCUGUUUGAUGGUGGUAAAGGAAAGAGUGUUUUAUCUGCUCAUCACCUGGCAUGUGUUGGCCCUCCUAUGCUGAAGGAUCUCUUUGUGGGCUGUCGAGUUGUAGCCAGCUACAAAGAAGACAACCAGUCUUGGCUCCAUGCUGCGGUUGUAGUAGAGAUGCCAGACCGCAAGAACCGUAUGAGGUUCUUGGUGUUUUUUGAUGACGGUCGUCCAGCCUACAUCUCCCUCCCAGACCUCCAUCUCGUCUGUAAGCCAAUGAAGAAUAUGUCUGAAGACAUAGAAGAUGAGGUGUGGCGUGCAGAACUAGAGGAAUAUCUGAAGGCGUAUCCAAACCCAGUCUUUGUGGUGAUGCGAGUGGGGCAGGAUAGCAUGGUGGAACGUAAUGGCAAAAUGGAUCCCUGCACUGUCACUCAGGUGGAUGGCAGUUUGAUCGAGGUCUGUUAUAAGAAUGAUCAGGAGAAGGAGUGGGUAUAUAAGGGAUCAAAUCGAUUGGAGCAAAUCCAAAAGAUCAAGAAGCGAAUGGCUGAGCAGAAAAAGGAUCAGCCUGUUAAAGCUGGAUGGACUGCACCUCAGAAGAACAUUAAACUACCCACAAGUACUACCACUGCCACCACCACCGACGCCAUCGCCACUCCGACCUCCUCAAUAACAGUUACCACAAAUAUCGAACCCUUAAAAAUCUCUACUGCUCCAAGUGUUUCCCAGAAUGUUUCCCCAGUCACAACAUCAUCAAGUGUGACAAAGACAUUUGCCAGUAUACAAAUGUCACAGCUGAGAGUUGUCCUGAACAGGAUCACCUUUCCUUCGCCACUGAAGACCAUGAAACCCGCCGCACAAACUGAGCCCACAGUAACCGCUUCACCUAACACAGGAAUUAAACGCCCCCCUUCUGAGGAAGAAGACGGCAGAGCACAGAACACUCUCGUCCCGGUUGUUGAGCCCCGGCUGAAGUAUGUACCUCAUCGCUGCUGCCCAGCUUGUCUGAAUCAUGUGAGACCGAUGCAAAAGGAUCAGCACCGUGGCCAGAAUCCACUGCUUAUCCCACUGCUCCAUGGCUUUCGCCGCAUGACUGCAAGAAGGCGUGUAGAUGGGAAGAUGUCUUUUCACGUCUUCUAUCGUGCUCCAUGUGGGCAGAGCUUGUGCGAGAUGGAAGAAGUGCAGGCUUUCCUGUUUGAGUCACGCUGUGAUUUCCUCUAUCUGGACAUGUUCUGCCUGGAUCCGUUUGUGCUGGUGAAAAGGGCCUUGCUUCCGUCUUCCAUGGCCAGCCGUCCUUACCUGGCCCUCCCAGACAUUUCAGGAGGAAAGGAGGUGGUGCCUGUGCCCUGUGUUAACGAACUUAACACUGUCUCUCCACCCCCUCUGACCUACAUCACACACAGGGUGCCUGCUCCUGGUGUCUUCAUCAACACUAACCUCGACUUCAUGGUGGGCUGUGACUGUACUGAUGGCUGCCGAGACAGGUCAAAGUGCUCCUGUUAUCAGAUGACCAUUGAGGCUACGUCGUUGUUCACCGGUGGUCCUGUGGAUGUCUCUGCCGGAUACACACACAAGCGAUUGCCCAGAUAUGUGCCCACUGGGGUGUACGAGUGUAACCCUCUGUGUCGCUGUGAUCCAUUUCUAUGUGGUAACAGACUGGUUCAGCAUGGCCUUCAACUGCGCCUGGAAGUUUUCAUGACUCAGCACAAAGGCUGGGGCUUGCGUUGCCUGGACGACGUGUCCAAGGGUACAUUCGUGUGUGUUUUCACAGGGAAGGUAGUCAGCGACGAAGGGGUAAAUGCGGAAAGUGCAUCCACAGAAAUGUCUGGCAACGAAUAUUUGGCAAACCUGGACUACAUUGAAGGAGUGGAGAAACUGAAGGAGGGUUAUGAAAGUGAAGCUUACUGCUCUGACCCAGAGGAACAGACCGACAAGAAGACCCUCGUGACAAUGACAACGGGGGCGUUAAAGAAGCACGUGUUCAAAUUGGACUCAAGUUCUAGCAGUGGUGAAGAAAAGGAAGAGACAACCCAACAGACAACCAGGGCGUUAAAGGAGCAUGUGUUCAAAUUGGACUCAAGUUCUAGCAGUGGUGAAGAAAAGGAAGAGACAACCCAACAGACACCCAGGGCGUUAAAGGAGCAUGUGUUCAAAUUGGACUCAAGUUCUAGCAGUGGUGAAGAAAAGGAAGAGACAACCCAACAGAAGUUUGAAACAAAAAUGACACAUGGUAAAAAGGAGAGAAAAGCAAGUGAUGACUAUUCAGAUGAUGAUGAUGAUGACGAUCUGGACGAUGAGGAUUAUAAAAUAAGCUCGGAUGACGAUAUGGGAGGGGAAUGGAAAUACAUGAGCAAUGACUUUAAGAGGAGCUAUACCACACGGAGAAAUGCCAACAUCCCAGAACAAAACGAAGUUCAUAAUAAUGUCCCGACAUCUCCUCAAAUCUCAGAGGAGCAAACAGAGAUGACCGUUUCCAUGGCCAAGAAGAUGAGGAAAGAGGGUCCAGGAGGGCAUAAACUGGGAUUCGCCAAGAAGUCUACACGUGCUUUUGCCAUCAAGUCAAGUCAUAGGAGAGUGAAGCCACAAGCAGUGGCUGAGAAAUGUGUGCAGGAAAAGAAAACGGCACAUGGACGAAAGUGCACUCGAAGCCUGUUUAACGGAGAAAAGGCUUGCUAUCUCAUCGACGCCAGGCACGAGGGAAACCUGGCACGGUUCAUUAACCAUAGCUGCAGUCCCAAUUUGUUUGUCCAAAAUGUUUUUGUGGACACACAUGACCUCCGCUUCCCCUGGGUUGCAUUCUUCACUAGCAAGCGUAUCAGGGCUGGAACAGAGCUGACGUGGGAUUACAGUUAUGAAGUGGGCAGUGUGGAGGGCAAGGUGCUGCUCUGCUGCUGCGGUUCAACAGAAUGCACAGGCCGGUUACUCUGAGUCCUGUUCUGAGACUGUUUGGUUUCUAGAGUCCGUCACACUGGUGUUGUGAUGGACCUAUCGAUUUGUAUCGCACGUUCAGUUUGCGGAGUGUUAACAAUUUAUAAUUUAGGAAGGCUGGUUGUACACUGUAUGCUUUAUCCUGUUCUAUUUUAACCACUUCAAACUAUAAUACAUUUUAAAAUGAAUUUGGAUAUCUUAUUAAUAAAAAGGAUUAAAUGUU
This is a messenger RNA of Neoarius graeffei (lesser salmon catfish), 4655 nucleotides long. It is a transcript of the gene setdb1a, whose product is annotated as SET domain bifurcated histone lysine methyltransferase 1a. Lineage: Eukaryota; Metazoa; Chordata; Actinopteri; Siluriformes; Ariidae. The transcript is spliced from 23 exons. Gene Ontology annotation, molecular function: zinc ion binding; protein binding; DNA binding. Gene Ontology annotation, biological process: negative regulation of gene expression; heterochromatin organization. Gene Ontology annotation, cellular component: nucleus. Bases 113 to 4432 code for a protein of 1439 amino acids. The record is from RefSeq and is a predicted model, not a curated record.